Drosophila rhopaloa is the source of this 600-nucleotide messenger RNA. It is a transcript of the gene LSm1, whose product is annotated as U6 snRNA-associated Sm-like protein LSm1. The record is from RefSeq and is a predicted model, not a curated record. Lineage: Eukaryota; Metazoa; Arthropoda; Insecta; Diptera; Drosophilidae. Gene Ontology annotation, molecular function: RNA cap binding. Gene Ontology annotation, biological process: deadenylation-dependent decapping of nuclear-transcribed mRNA. The coding region runs from base 94 to 507 and encodes 137 amino acids. Gene Ontology annotation, cellular component: P-body; Lsm1-7-Pat1 complex. The transcript has 3 exons.
CCGGUCACAUUUAUUAUAAACACUACUAUAGUUAAGACCAAAGUUUUACUUUAAACGUAUUUAUUUACAUAAACACUACCUCUUGAUCUUCAAAUGGACGAUCUAAAUCCACUGGCGGGAACGGCUCACCUUCUGGAAGAAGUGGACAAAAAGCUAAUGGUGCUUUUGAGGGACGGACGAACUCUGAUUGGGUACCUGAGAUCCGUGGACCAGUUUGCCAAUCUGGUGCUGCAGCGAACCAUUGAGCGAAUACAUGUAGGCAACGAGUACGGCGACAUUCCACGUGGAGUCUUCAUCAUUCGGGGCGAGAAUGUGGUGUUGCUGGGUGAAAUCGACCGCGAAAAGGAGCAGAAGCUGCCACUUAAGGAAAUAUCCGUCGAUGAAAUACUAGACGCCCAACGCCGGGAACAGGAACAGCGACAAGAAAAGCACCGCUUGGUGUCGAAGGCGCUAAAAGAACGCGGCCUGGCCGUGGACGCCAACAUAAUUAACGAGGACUUCUGCUAGGCCUCCAUCUUUCACUAUGUUUAUAGAUUAAGCUCAAAUGAUUUUCGUCACUUUGUAUAUUUGUACUGCAUUAAAAAACUAUGUUAAAAUCUA